Molecule: messenger RNA, 138 nt
Organism: Diversispora eburnea
Lineage: Eukaryota; Fungi; Glomeromycota; Glomeromycetes; Diversisporales; Diversisporaceae
Source: the annotation of a GenBank genome assembly
AUGAAGGAACCUGAAUAUAAUUAUAUAUUUAUUACAAGACAACAAUUUACGAGAAUACCUUCAAAUGAAGAAUUGUUUAGUUUAUAUUUAACUGAAGAAGAAACCUCUAAUGAAAAACAACUGGCAUAUCCUUCUGAA